Lathyrus oleraceus (garden pea) is the source of this 1465-nucleotide messenger RNA. RefSeq names its product ATP synthase subunit a, chloroplastic. Gene Ontology annotation, molecular function: proton transmembrane transporter activity. The transcript has a single exon. Bases 474 to 1217 code for a protein of 247 amino acids. The record is from RefSeq and is a predicted model, not a curated record. Gene Ontology annotation, biological process: proton motive force-driven ATP synthesis. NCBI's taxonomy places the organism in Eukaryota, Viridiplantae, Streptophyta, Magnoliopsida, Fabales, Fabaceae.
ACAUAUCUAGGCGGUAUCAAAUAUAUGACAGGGUUACCUGAUAUUGUAAUAAUCGUUGAUCAGCAAAAAGAAUAUACGGCUCUUCAAGAAUGUAUCACUUUAGGAAUUCCAACGAUUUGUUUAAUCGAUACAAAUUGUGACCCAGAUCUUGCAGAUAUGUCAAUUCCGGCUAAUGAUGAUGCUAUAGCUUCCAUCCGAUUAAUUCUUAACAAAUUAGUUUUUGCAAUUUGUGAGGGUCGUUCUAGCUCUAUACGAAAUUAUUGAUUAAUAAUAAGAUAAAUCCAUUUUUAGAUUUGGUUGGGCGGUCAUAGAUUUUUGGAAUUGGGUAUUAUAGCAUUACAAAAUUGUGUAAAAAGAAAUAUUUUGUGAUUAGUAGGUAUUCAAAAUAGAAAAUCAAAGUAAAAUAAGGAAAUGGUUGAAUCAAAAUAAUUCCCUUUCAAGUUAUAUUUUUUUAUUUUAGAGGACAGGGCAAUAUGAAUGUUCUAUUAUGUUACAUCAACACAUUAAACAGAUUCUAUGAUAUAUCGGCUGUGGAAGUAGGUCAACAUUUCUAUUGGCAAAAAGGGGAUUUUCAAGUGCAUGCUCAAGUACUUAUUACCUCUUGGGUUGUAAUUGCUAUCUUAUUAAUUUCAACCAUUCUAGUUGUUAGAAAUCCGCAAACUAUUCCCACGUCUGGUCAGAAUUUCUUUGAAUAUGUCCUUGAAUUCAUUCGAGACGUGAGCAAAACUCAGAUUGGAGAAGAAUAUGGUCCAUGGGUUCCGUUUAUUGGAACUCUGUUUCUAUUUAUUUUUGUUUCGAAUUGGUCAGGGGCCCUUUUGCCUUGGAAAAUUAUAAAGUUACCUCAUGGAGAGUUAGCUGCACCCACAAAUGAUAUAAAUACUAAUGUUGCAUUAGCUUUACUUACGUCAGUAGCCUAUUUCUAUGCGGGUAUUUCAAAAAAAGGAUUGACCUAUUUUGGUAAAUACAUCCAACCAACGCCAAUCCUUUUACCGAUUAACAUCUUAGAAGAUUUCACAAAACCCUUAUCACUUAGUUUUCGACUUUUCGGAAAUAUAUUAGCGGAUGAAUUAGUAGUUGUUGUUCUUGUUUCGUUAGUACCUUUAGUAGUUCCUAUCCCUGUUAUGUUCCUUGGAUUAUUUACAAGCGGUAUUCAAGCUCUUAUUUUCGCUACUUUAGCUGCGGCGUAUAUAGGUGAAUCCAUGGAAGGGCAUCAUUGACUAGUUAUGAAAAUAGGAUUUUCGACCGCGACAAAGUAUGUAUGGCUCGCGAUAAUCUACUUAAGGAACAGAAAGAUAAAAAUCCAAAGAAAUUUGGAAAAGUUUUCAUAACAAUCAAAAAGUAUAAAUAAAAUUAAAAUAAUUACCAGGGAAUUAAACAAAAAAUAGAGAUUCAAUUCAAAAAAGGGUGAGGGGGUCGAACUAGGCGUAUAUAUAAUCUAAUCGUUAUAAGACAGCUGGGGGAUUUC